This is a messenger RNA of Spea bombifrons (plains spadefoot toad), 2175 nucleotides long. It is a transcript of the gene DLX1, whose product is annotated as distal-less homeobox 1. Bases 1 to 765 code for a protein of 254 amino acids. The record is from RefSeq and is a predicted model, not a curated record. Gene Ontology annotation, molecular function: DNA-binding transcription factor activity, RNA polymerase II-specific; RNA polymerase II cis-regulatory region sequence-specific DNA binding. Gene Ontology annotation, biological process: negative regulation of transcription by RNA polymerase II; cell differentiation; embryo development. The transcript has 3 exons. NCBI's taxonomy places the organism in Eukaryota, Metazoa, Chordata, Amphibia, Anura, Pelobatidae.
AUGACCAUGACUACAAUGCCAGAGAGUAUUAACAGCCCGGUGUCAGGGAAAGCGGUGUUCAUGGAGUUUGGGCCACCGAACCAGCAGAUGCCACCUUCCCCCAUGGCCCAUGGGCACUAUUCCAUGCACUGCUUGCAUUCCGCAGCUCACUCCCAGCACGACAGCUCGUACAGCGGCGCCUCAUCCUUCUCCAGACCCCUGGGCUACCCCUAUGUGAACUCGGUGAGCAGCCAUUCCUCUAACCCCUACAUCAGUACCGUGCAGUCCUACCCCAACAGCAGCAGCCUCAGCCAGACCCGCUUAGAGGAGACAGGGGCAGAUUCUGAAAAGAGCACAGUGGUGGAAGGUGGAGAGGUUCGAUUCAAUGGCAAGGGCAAAAAGAUUCGCAAGCCCAGGACUAUAUAUUCCAGUCUGCAGCUUCAGGCUCUGAACAGGAGGUUCCAGCAGACCCAGUACCUGGCACUGCCAGAGAGAGCAGAGCUGGCGGCUUCACUGGGACUCACCCAGACACAGGUGAAAAUCUGGUUUCAGAACAAAAGAUCAAAAUUCAAGAAAUUAAUGAAACAGGGAGGAGCGGCUUUGGAAAGCAGCGCAUUGGCAAAUGGUAGGGCGCUCUCUGGCAGUUCCCCACCAGUACCACCAGUAUGGAACACCCCGACUUCUUCUGGUAAGACGUCUGGUACCCCAGGAGCCUACAUUCCAAGUUAUACUUCAUGGUAUCCAUCAGCCCACCAAGAAGCUAUGCAGCAACCUCAACUGAUGUGAUGCAGUCAUCAUUUGUUUUGGCCCACAAAAAAAAAAACUUAUACAAAAAACAAGAAAUUUUGAAGACAUGAACAUAGAUAAUAAGAGCUCUGUGCCUUUAAACCAUGAUCACUCCAUGGCUGGCAUGGUGGGGCAUAGAGAAGCUCGGAUCUAAUGCGGGCUGGUACCCAGCUGUUGACUGCAGAUCCUCUCACCAGGCACCAAGCAGCCUGGCAGCCAGAAGACAAGCAGGAACCAACCCUAUACUGGGGACAAACUUGGAUGAGGACACAAACAAGGAUCCUCUCAUGUCUGUCUUUGUCUUGGUAACAUGUGGUCAUUUAUCCAACCUCUUUACUUAAACAAUGACAGUUAUUAUUGGGAAAUAGAAUUUGGAACCAUCUUCCUGCAACUUACAUUUCCCUUUGUAAUCCAAACUCCAAAUCUUGUUCUGCCUCAUUUUUUCUAGUUUGGACAAAAAAAUGUAAUGUUUUUAUUUUUAUGUUUGUGGGUUUAAGAUAUUUAUUAGAAACAAAAAAUGAACAAAAAUAAUAAUAACAAAACGAUAUAUAGGCUACCACUAAGGUUGCACAAUACAAUAAAAUGACCUGGUUUGAAAAAAAAUGCACUGAUUUUAAAAAAAAUCAAAUUAUUGCCGUUUACCGAUAUGCAGAAUAUGGGUAUAAUUUUAACUUUUACAGUAAUUUUUCUACUUUUAAUAAAGAGGUUGGGUCUGAGUGUUUUGCUCCAUUCCCCAUAAUAAAAAGAAUACAUGUGUGUUGCUGUUUUUGCAAAUUAGGGCCUGUUCUUUACUGUAUUUUGGUACCCUUAUAAAAUAAUUGUUAUCUAGCAAUUCCAAGACCCCAUAGUAAUGGGCUAUACACAAGACAACAAUAUUUAACCCUUUGGAAAUCAGAUUGUGUGUAAACCAUGUUGCUACACACUACAAAGGGUUAAGGUACAGAGUCUUGAUUAUGUAUCUUAAAUGCCAAUUGAUUGUUUUAAUUAUUAUUGUUAUUUUUUUAAAAAAAUCUUGCAUAUACUAACCCCAUCCAUGCUGGAAACCAUAUAACCCAUAUUGCAGAACAGUAUGUUGAAUAGGCAUCCAGUGAAUGAGGGGUUAAUCUCUGCAAGGCAGAGCCCUUGUACAUAAUGUUAUUAUUGUCCUGUAACAUGUUGCACAGAUUGAGCCCUCUUGUUUGUUCUGUGUGCCUGUAGCCACCAUGCUUUGUGAAAUGAAGAUCUUCUUUGACAUCUUUGUGAAAUUUGAAAUGUGAUUACUGAAAACAGUUGUGUUUAGUGUUCAUAUAUGUCGAAAGUUUAGUUUUAUAUUGAGAAUGUUAACUUAUUGCUUUGUAUCUUACAAAAAACCUUUGUAAAUAAGUUAUAAAAUUUCUUUAAGGCAGUAAAAUAUGGUUUUGAAAAAGACAA